CUCCUCACCAACCCCUUCGCUCUCCUCCUCCUCCUCUCUCUCCUCACAGCCUGGCUCUUCCUCUACGUCUUCCGCCCCUCCGAUCCCCCUCUCCUCAUCUUCGGCCGUACCUUUACAGAACGGGAAACCCUAGGCAUCCUCGUCUUAUCAACCGUCCUCGUCAUCUUCCUCACCAGCGUUGGAUCUGUACUCAUCUCUGCUCUCAUGGUUGGAUUGGCCAUUAUUUGUGGCCACGGUGCUCUUAGGGUUCCCGAAGAUCUGUUUCUCGAUGAGCAAGAACCUGUUGCUUCUGCUACUGGAUUCCUUUCCUUCCUCGCCGGUGCCGGUUCCAAUGCUGGAGCUUCUGCCACUCCCGCAGUUGCAGCACGCGGCUGAGGUUCACUUUCAUGUCAGUACUUUGGCAUCGAGGAUGGUUUGGCUAAAUUCGUAGUCCUCUCGAUCCAAUCAUACGUUUUAGUAGACAAAAUUAUAAUAAUAAUAAUAAUAAUACAGGGAUUGGAAUAAUUCAAAUUGCUCUAUGCUUGUAGUAGGUUGCAUAUAUCUCAAUUGUUCAUUUUUUUGGUAUGAUGUGUUAAUACUUAGUAGUUCCAUCGAUAUUGAAUUAUUCAUUA
Camellia sinensis is the source of this 611-nucleotide messenger RNA. The record is from RefSeq and is a predicted model, not a curated record. NCBI's taxonomy places the organism in Eukaryota, Viridiplantae, Streptophyta, Magnoliopsida, Ericales, Theaceae.